Lasiodiplodia theobromae is the source of this 1740-nucleotide messenger RNA. Its product is annotated as Mtw1 kinetochore complex DSN1. Bases 1 to 1740 code for a protein of 579 amino acids. Lineage: Eukaryota; Fungi; Ascomycota; Dothideomycetes; Botryosphaeriales; Botryosphaeriaceae. The record is from RefSeq and is a predicted model, not a curated record. Gene Ontology annotation, biological process: cell division; mitotic sister chromatid segregation. The transcript is spliced from 5 exons. Gene Ontology annotation, cellular component: MIS12/MIND type complex.
AUGGCUUCGACGCAACGAGGGGCGCCGACGACGACAACACGGCGGCGCAGCGCCCGGCACGCCUUUGCCGACGAGGAGGAAAGUGGCCAUCAGCAUCAUGUCGAAGCGCCGGCAGGGAAGAAGGCGAAAAAGGAGGCCACGGCGGUGAAUGGGGUGGGGAGGGGAGGCGCGAAUGCGGCGGCAUACGAUGAGGAUGAUGACGGAUUCACCUUUUCGCGGACACGGCCGAAGAAAACCGCGGCGAAGAAGGUGGCGGAAGCGGAACCUGCGCCAGCGCCCGCGACGAAGAAGGCUAAGCUGUCGAAGGUGGUGGAGGAACAACAACCGCCAGCAGAUGAGCCUGCGAAGAGCACGACGAAGAAGGCGAGGAAAUCUGUAGUUGCUGCAAUUGCACCGGCGGUUGCGGAAGAGGUCGCGCCCAAAAGGCGGAGAUCGGCAAGGCUAUCAGCAGGAACAAAUGCGCAAGAACAACAGCAGCAGGCUUCCACACCGGCGCCGGAGAAGGCAAAACGCCCGCGGAAAUCGACGGCGCAUAAGGAUAAGACGCGGACGCCGAAGCAGGGCAAUGAGGACGGCGUGGCGGUGGUCGGUGCAGAAGCGGAGGAGCGGGCGGAGGCCGAGCAACCCAGUCGCGAUGGCACCAAGAUCGCGCUCCCGUUCGCCGAUACGCCCAUCAUAAAGCGGAACAAGGAAAUGCGCAAGGGCGGAGGGGCGGGACACAGGCGGAGCAGCACCGGCUUGCGCGGCCGGCGUGCCAGCUCGCUGAUCGACAGCGGAACCUCGAAUGGUGCGCAACAAUCCCCCGACGAUUCCGGACCCGGAGAUACCGGCGAUCCCCUUUUGGAAACUAAAGCUGACGACGUGGGUGGUAUAGCGGUGCCGCACGCGGAGGUUCCGCCCGAGGAAUUCUACAAGCAUAUCGAGCAGAGUUUACCCGAGCCGAGGCGCAUGAAGCAGCUCUUGACCUGGUGCGGGACGAGAGCGUUGCCAGACAAGCCUACCGGAGAGGUCAAGGAUGCUAGCGCGAUCAUGGCUGCACGAGCGAUACAACAGGAAUUGCUGAAUGAGUUCGCGAGCAAAUCGGAGAUGUCGAAUUGGUUUGACAGGGAAGACGUAGAACCCGCAGCACUUGUCAAGAAGCCGAAUCCGCGGAACAUCGAGAACUCGGUGAAAUUGGGGGAGCUCGAGCAAGAAGUUAAGCGCCUACAAGAAGAAAAGAAAGCUUGGGAAUCGCUCUUGAAGACUCCGUCAUUAGGUUCUUCAUCUUCACCGCCGGAAUCGAAGGACAAGGGAACCCUUCCAGACGCUACCCAACCACCUGACGCAGCACCUGACAUCGACCCUACCCUUCUGGACGAUCCCGAGCAAGCCCGCAUCCUCGCAAGUCUCAACAGUCUUUCCCUGGAAUCCCUAUCAUCAAAUCCCGCCGAAGCAACCUCGACAGAAGCACAACCAACGUCAACAAUACGACCACCAAGCAUCUCACGAUCAGAGCUCGUUUCCCGCCUUCAAGCCAUCACCGCAUCAUUAGAGCCUCAAAUAGAUCUGUUUGCGGACGGCCUACACAAAGUCUCGCAGUACCGCGAUACAGCCGAGCGCGUGGCAACCCACAUCCUAGGAUCCGCAGCAGAGAGGAUAGAUGAGCGAGACAGGGAGGUCAAGAAAGCGGCUGGCACAGAGGGUAUCGGUCUUAGGGAUGCUCUAAAGGCAUUGGCCAGUACUCUGAACGAAAGAACAUAG